This is a messenger RNA of Rhineura floridana, 4082 nucleotides long. Its product is annotated as adhesion G protein-coupled receptor E3-like. Gene Ontology annotation, biological process: adenylate cyclase-activating G protein-coupled receptor signaling pathway; cell surface receptor signaling pathway. Gene Ontology annotation, cellular component: membrane. Bases 1 to 2049 code for a protein of 682 amino acids. The record is from RefSeq and is a predicted model, not a curated record. NCBI's taxonomy places the organism in Eukaryota, Metazoa, Chordata, Lepidosauria, Squamata, Rhineuridae. The transcript is spliced from 17 exons. Gene Ontology annotation, molecular function: G protein-coupled receptor activity.
AUGACAAAAAUUGCAGGGACAGCCCCACAACAACAGCUAUCUGACGUAUAUUGGAAUUUCCUGGACUAUACAGGUUUGUUUCCUGUGGUUGUUGAUCGUGGUUUUCAUGACAAUAGCACAGCCAAAGACUGUGGCUCUAAUUUUAUUUCUAAUAAUGAUUCCAGCUGUGACUGUAAAGAAGGCUACCGGAAAAUGACAUCUUUGGAAACCAAUCAGACCAGUUGUGAGAAAAUUCCCUACUACCACUGCAAACGAGAUAUUGUAAGAGAAAAUGACUGUGUAAGGAUGUGUUUCAGUGCAACAAAACCAGAGAAUGUCUUGGAAGAAGAAGAACUAAACAUUAGUACUAAAUGCAAAGUAGAUGUUUUUACUGAUAACUUAAAUCUUAACAACAGUUUCUACUGCUCGGUGGCGAGGUCCACUUUCCAUCUGUUGGAAACCGUCUGUAAUGGCAGCUUGACAACAGCUUCCUUGCAGGACACAGUGGACUCCUUUGAAGAACUUGUUGUCAACAUUUCCCUGCGGAGUAUUGAAACAAAGGAGGAGCUUGUGUCAGUUGUGAUAUGGGGUCUGGAAGGACUAGGCUUAGCUGCAGUAGAAAAAGCUCUUGCAUCUCCAAAGAAACAAUCUCAGACUGUGGUUACUAACUCAGCAGUGAUUCAAACACGCAUCAUCAAUGAAGAGGACAUUUCAAAAAAUGAAACACUCCACUUAGAAGCUCAAAGAGACCAAAUGGCCAUUGAUCCCAGAGCACUGACUGACAAGACCACCCAAGGUCCUGUUGCUGUGGCUUUUAUGACAUACAGUGGGUUGGACUCACUCCUGAGUGGGACUUUUCUGCAGGAUGAGACUCUGCUGGGAAAAAGCUUCCACAUGAACUCCAAGGUGGUAAGCGCUUCUGCCAGUAGAUGGACGAGGAAUCUUUCCAGGCCUGUCAACCUCAUUCUUCAUCACCUAGAGAACAAAGUUCCCCAAGAGAAAGCUAUUUGUGUGCACUGGAACUCUGCAGGCAGAGAUGGUGCCUGGUCCCCUGAGGGCUGCCGGCACCUCCAUUCUAACACCACUCAUUCAGAAUGCAGCUGUCAGUACCUGUCCAGCUAUGCUGUGCUGAUGGCCCCCAUUCCUAAGCAGGGAGAUCUAAUCCUCUUCAUUAUCAGCUACAUUGGACUGAUCAUCUCACUCAUCUGCCUCUUCCUGACUAUUGUUACGUUUCUCUGUUGCCACUCCAUCCAGAACAGCAGCACAUUCAUCCACCUACAGCUGAGCAUCUGCCUCUUCUUUGCUGAUCUCUUCAUAAUUGGGAUAGACAAAACAUACAACAAGAUCCUGUGCUCGGUCAUAGCUGGAACACUGCAGUACCUCUUCCUGGCCUGUUUCAGGUGGAUGUUCUUGGAAGGUGUGAAUCUCUACGUCAUUGUCAAAAACCUGAAAGUGGCAAAUUAUAGUGGUGCCAGCAAGUGUAUGAAGAUAUCCAUGUAUCUUUCUGGCUAUGGGCUCCCUGCCAUGAUAGUAGCCAUUUCUGCAGCAAUUGCACCCAGGUCCUAUGGGACUCAUUAUCAUUGCUGGAUUAACCGUGAGAAGGGUUUUAUCUGGAGCUUCCUGGGACCUGUCUGUGCUAUAAUUGGGAUCAACAUAGUGUUUUUCUGCCUUACUCUGAAGAACUUGCAUGAGAAGCUUGCAUCUCUCAAUUCAGAGGUAACUACCCUCAGAAAUACUAGGUCCCUGACAUUUAAGGCAAUGGGCCAUGUGUUCAUCCUGGGCCUGACUUGGUGCCUGGGCCUCUUUCAGUUUGGCCCUCUGGCUGAUGUUAUGGCAUACCUGUUCACAAUCACCAACAGUGUGCAGGGAGUCUUCAUUUUCCUGGUGCACUGCUUGCUCAACAGAAAGGUGAGAGAAAUAUACUGGCGUUUGAUUUCUUGCAAGAAGGAUAUCCAGCCUCCUGUUUCUGAGAUGUCUGUGACUUCUGUCCCCAUCAGCUCUCCUUUGAAAAAUGAGGAAACUACUGCUUCAGGACAGCAACAGAAGGUGGAAUGGGAGGGAGAGGCAUAAUCAAAUAACCUGUUUUGGUCUCUUCCUCUUGUGUCCAAAAUACACAGAAUGAAGCUGGACUUGCUAUGGGAUUUUUUUUUUCAUAUCCAGGCAAUUAUUCCUUGUCUGGUUGACUCUCAUCUUUUUGAUGUACCAGGAAUCCAGAACCAUGGAGAUGCUGAUUUUUAAGUCCUUUCCUAUUGCAAUUAGAGCGCCAGUGUGGCAUAGUGGCUGGAGUGCUGGACAAUUACCUGGGAGACCACAGUUCGAAUCCCCACACAGCCAUGACCUCACUGGGUGACCUUGGGCCAGUCACUGCCUCUCAGCCUCAGAGGAAGGCAAUGGUAAACCACCUCUGAAUACCGCUUACCAUGAAAGCCCUAUUCAUAGGGUCACCGUAAGUCGGGAUCGACUUGAAGGCAGUCCAGUGUAGUGUAGUAUUGCAAUUAGCAUUUUCUCUUUGUAACUUAAAAAACAGUACACCAACCAUCUCCAAUAUUCCUCUUGCACAUUCCUUUUUUAGAUAAUAGAAUGUGUUCUCUCAACAAAGCAAUGGGCAUGAAUUGAACAUGCACAGAGGACACAUGGCUUUGUUUGUGGCUCUUCAAUAGGGCCUAUUGGCAAUAACUGUUUAUUUUAGGAAGCCCUGAACAAGGCUAGAUGAGUAGAUUCACUGUUGAGGUCAAAAGAGGCAAAUUAUCUGUACCCAGUCUCACAAUUAUGUGGGCACAGAAGACAAGUUCAGCUAAUAAUUUCACUUGCUGUUACUUGCUAUGAAAUACACACGCAUGCACACAAUCAUCUUUGAGUGGGCUGAGGUUGUUGUUGCUAACUUGAAAUGUGUAACUUCAGAACUAAAUGAGGACUGUGGGACGAUGUGUUUGGACUUCAGAGGUCCUUCUCCUUUAUCUAAUGAGCAAUUCAUCCAGCUCUUUUAGAAUGCCAGCUGUGAGGGACCAAUACACUUGUGGUGAGUCUACUUGGAAAAAGGCCAUUUUAGUCCAGGAUUCAAAUGUGUUUCAAUUUCAUUUAAUGUUAAUGGAUUAUUAUGAGAACCAACUGAUUAUGUACGCCACUUUUCAAAUCAUACUGGCCUACCUUAUGAGGUGGUUGUGAGGAUAAAGGUAAUGACAAUACAUGGAAAUAAUAUGAAAUGCAUGAAAUAAUGAAGACAUCAUCACCACUGUAUUUUCCAUUAUAUGCAGAAUUAGUUCAUGUUGCAGUCUGAUUUGUGAUGAGGAGCUUGUCUGGUGACAGACUGAACAGUACUUUGAGACAAUCUGAAGAUUCCUUCACUAAAAGAGUCACCCGUGUCCCACCCUGUAGAACAGGCUGCAUAAAUUGACCCUUAAAUAUGUUUCACCUUGUUAGAAUGUGAAAUGGAGAAGAGAGGAAAGGGAAAUAGCUUUUGCUCCAGAGAAACUAUGGGGGGAGUGAGAGGGCAUAGUCCUAUCCCCUCCACCCAGUUCAGGGGAUAAUGUUGGGGAGUUUGUGGCCCUCCAGUUGUUGCUGGACUAUAACUCCCAUCAACCCUGACCACUGGCUGUACUGGCUGGGGAUGAAGUCCAACAACACAUGGAAGGCCACAGGUUCCCCAUUCCUGCAUUAGGAGCAGCUAUAUCUCUGGCAAAUCUCCAGUUCUGUGCAUUGUAUUAUUGUACAGUAGUAGGUAUAUGUUAUUUAUAAGGCAUAAAAAAAAAUCUCAACAAAAUGCUUUUAUAGAACAUUAGUGUUCUUUUCUCCAUAACUUAAAUCUGAGUGAUUCUGAGAGUGGGACCUUGGACCUUGCCUUUUCCCACCUCACUCCCUCCUCCCUGACCCCUGAAAUGAUACCUCAGCUUCACUCUCAGUAAGUAUCGGCUUUUGCACAUGAAUAGCUGCAGAAAAAUAUAGCUGUGGAACAGUUUAUUCAUCUGAAACUCAUAAUUUUCAGAUCAUAUAUGCAAUAACAGUGUUUCUACCUACAGUUUUUUUCAAGAUGUCAGACAAUAUUACUUUUUAAAAGGACCCAGCUGGACUUGCUACUUAUUACCUCAAACACAUUGCUGUGAAGU